AUGAUUGAGUUAUUUACAAUAUUUGGUAAAGGUGGUAUAGUACUAUGGUGUUUCCAAGAAAGCGGACAUCUCUUUACUGAUUCCAUCAAUCAGCUUAUUAGAGAAGUUCUAAUGCAGGGACGUGGCAAUACCACCUUAUUCAAGCAUAAUGAUGUCACCAUUAAAUAUAAGCUGGACAAUGAAUUCGAACUUGUUUUUCUUGUUGUGUAUCAAAGUGCUAUUCAGCUGUCAUAUGCAGAUCAGCUUCUUUCAGAUGUGCAUAAGAAGUUUCGAGACAUGUACAAAAAUGUUCUCUCUGAUAAUAAAUUUCUCUUUUUGUCAACCGUUCGGACUUAUCGGCAAUUCACGGAUGUUUUUCAAAACAUCUAUCGCGAAGCACAAAUAUCUCUCACUAAACAGCCUGAUAAAGUAAUGAGAAAAUUCGAGGAAAGUGAAAAAUCUAAAAAAACUAUUGCCUCAAUGAUUGGGCGUCCUAAUAACAAUUCAAAUAAACUGUUAAAAGAAAAGGAGGAGCAACAAAAACGAGUGAAACAUAAAAGUCGAGAAAAGAUCGUAUCAACUAAGCAGAAUGAACCGCAAUUGACGAAUGAUUGGAUAAUGAAGUUGGUUACAGAUUUGGUACAUAUCGUUCUUUAUUCAACGGAGAAUGAGUCUCAGUUACGUUUACCUGACUCGCCAAAAGUUGAAGCUGAUGAUGAAAUACUACGUCGACGAGCUGAAUUUUUCAAAAAGAAAACAACGAAAAAAAAUGAGCCAGAAAAGUGUAAUGUUGUUCAAGUCGAAUCAAAAAGAAGUAAGCAAGCUCGUGUUUGGGAACUUUCGGGUAAUGCUAAAACCGAUAUUGAAUCUUUGGAUUAUAGCAAAAGCAAAGGUAUUUCUGUUGAGGAGCCGAAGGAACAAGAGGAAGAUUGGAAAUUUGUCGAAGAACAGAUGCAAUUUGUUGGUCAAUUCAAAGGUGAUUUACCAGGACUGGAUGAAGCAAUUAGUGAAGACGAGGAAAAUAUUGAUGAUGAAGAAGAUGGUAAAAUGAGCAAGCUAAAAGAUAACAGUGGUUGGUUUUCGGCAUUCCGUUCACUUGUUGGGAACAAAAAAUUGACGACUGAAGAUAUUAAACCAGCUCUUGACAAAAUGCGAGAAACUUUGAUUGGCAUGUUGUUCGAUUUAUCGAAUGUAAGCCAGUCCAAGAACGUUGCUGCUGAACCUGCUGAUAAACUAUGUAAGUCCGUAGAAGUAAAGUUGGAAGGUAAAGUAGUAAGUACUUUCAGUCGUGUAACAAGCAUUGUAAAAGAAUCUAUUCGCGAAGCUCUAGUGCAGUUGUUGACCCCAAAACGACGUGUAGACAUUCUUCGUGAUAUACUCGAAGCAAAACGUGAAAAACGUCCAUAUGUAAUUGUUUUUUGCGGCGUUAAUGGAGUUGGAAAGUCAACAAAUCUUGCGAAAAUAGCUUUUUGGUUAAAUGAAAACGGUCAUAAAGUUUUAAUUGCGGCUGCCGAUACAUUUCGUGCAGGAGCUGUGGAGCAAUUGAGAACUCAUACUAAACAUCUAAAUGCUUUGCAUGCGAACAGUGUUCAACUCUAUGAACAAGGUUAUGGUAAAGAUCCAGCUGGACUUGCUGCUACUGCAAUUUCCUUAGCAGUGGAACGCGGAACGGAUGUAGUAUUAGUAGACACAGCUGGACGUAUGCAAGAUAAUGAGCCGCUCAUGCGUUCGCUUGCUAAAUUAAUACAAAUCAACGAACCGGACUUGGUGUUAUUUGUGGGUGAAGCAUUAGUAGGAAAUGAAGCAGUCGAUCAGCUUGUCAAGUUUAAUCAAGCUUUAGCUGACCAUGCUGCUCUAGGUGCAGAAGCUAAACUUGUAGAUGGUAUAGUUCUAACGAAAUUUGACACUAUCGAUGAUAAAGUUGGUGCCGCAAUCUCAAUGACAUAUAUCACUGGACAACCAAUUGUGUUUGUUGGCACUGGACAGACUUACAAAGAUUUGAAAAGUUUGAAUGCUGCUGCUGUUGUACAUUCAUUGCUGAGAUGA
Molecule: messenger RNA, 2025 nt
Organism: Thelazia callipaeda (thelaziosis nematode)
Lineage: Eukaryota; Metazoa; Nematoda; Chromadorea; Rhabditida; Thelaziidae
Source: the annotation of a GenBank genome assembly